Dermacentor silvarum is the source of this 1832-nucleotide messenger RNA. RefSeq lists its product as uncharacterized. The transcript has 2 exons. Lineage: Eukaryota; Metazoa; Arthropoda; Arachnida; Ixodida; Ixodidae. Bases 11 to 1213 code for a protein of 400 amino acids. The record is from RefSeq and is a predicted model, not a curated record.
AGGUCUCGGCAUGGGAAUGUUUCUCAUGUCCGUCUCCAUUUACAAUCUCAUGCUUUUUGAGAAGUACAAAGGCACAGCCAUGUCAAUGACGUUCCUUGCCUGGGGCGUCGCUGGACUUUAUGGCCCCGUUUUACUGGCCAGGCUUCGAGACACUUACGCCCUCCAAGGAGCCUUACUAAUAUGCGGUGGCAUAAUUUUAAAUUCUGUACCACUGGGCAUGCUUCUACGAAGGCCUUCAAGCAUCAAUUUUAACAGCCUCAAAUAUGCCAUCAGCAACUUCUUGCUUCGGAGGAACGCCAGUUCUUCGAAAUCGGUCAAGGCAGCACCGCUUCCCCUCGAUGAGCCCUCAGACUUCGCAGUGAGCAGCAUUCAAGGAAAUAUGCACAGCGAAGCCGAUAUCGUGAAUCCGAAUCUACAUAGGGCAGCCAAUUCAAACCUAGAAGACGUCGAAGAAGCUGGCACCGACUUACAUGAUCGUGGAACCGUGGCAGAAGAUUGUUCAUCUUUUGUUUCGACUAAAACGAAACGUCACCUCACGCGCAGCCUCUUCAAUUCUCUAGUAGCAUUGCUGAGAACGCCGGCAUUCUACGUGUUUCUGGCUGCAACUGUAGUCAGCGAAUAUUCCCUUGUGUCUUUCGGCACAACCAUUGUGGACUAUGCAACCGACAAGGGCAUCGAACUGUCCGUUGCAGUGCAGCUCGUGAUCUUCGGCGCAGUCGGCCACAUACUAGCGCGCCUAUGUGUCGUGCCCCUGUCUGAUUGCGCGACAGCCUGUCGGUUACCGAUGUACGCUUGCGCCUUUGCAGUCGAAGCUGCCUCCACCAUGACAAUGCCGCACGCGAAGUCAAUGGUCAUCAUUACAGUCCUGCGCAUCGCCGAAUCCCUGGCGCAAGGGUUCGUCAUCUCUGUCCGGGGUAUCCUGCUGGCUCAAUACUUGGGCAUCGAAAGGGUGGCGACCUGCUCGGGCCUUUUUGGACUGACGAUGAUCCCGGUGUCUCUCAGCAGCCCUACAAUACUCGGGUACUUCCGUGACACCAUGGGCUCAUACGACCCCUUCUAUCGGAUGAUGGCCGCUCUCAAUGCAAUCGUGGCUGGCGUGCUGUUCUUGUUCUUCGUUUACGACUGGAGACGCACGAAGCCACAAGAAGUGGAACGAUGUGGUCCCACCUAUCGACAGCCUGAUGACGAGCAGCCGCGAGCUGAACCUUCUUAGCCUACAGAAAACCUACAUGUACAAGAUUUCGUCAUUCUGGAUUUUCCCACGAUAGUUGCCAUUAGGUAGCAGCGCAAAGCGAUCUGCAGAAAAGUCAAAAUGAGAACUACGGCGUGAAUUCCGGGCGCAGCUCAUGUGUUAUUUCAGUUUGCCUCUGAACACGAGACAAAUUUGUUAAAUGUAUAUACUCAAUUUCUUUCCUAAAAGUUUGGUAUCCUGGCGUAUGAGUGUCACAAAUAUUGCGCACUUCUUUUAUAUGGCUUUUUGCGUGAACACCCGUCACGAAAUCAAACUUUUAUGAAAAAAAUUGACAGAGGUGCCCAAGAGGUGUAGAAAAUAGUGGACAACUCAAGUAAGUGUAUUGUAUUGCAGCCUUUAUUAUGAAAGCUUGAUUGUUUCUGUUGGUCUAAACGUUUGUUGCCGCCGCAGCUGCGCCGCUCUUCACCACGAUGUGUUCCUGAAACCUGCGCUAUAGUUUGCCUCAAGUGUUACAUAGAACUAUAUACGAUAUAAUAUUUAUGCUGAGACAUAGUACCCGUAACGAAGUUCAGGUGAAAUUAUCAAUUUCAAGAUAAGCUACCCAAUCUGUUAGCUGCCCACUGCUAGAUACAAUAUUUAA